Pseudoliparis swirei is the source of this 1370-nucleotide messenger RNA. RefSeq names its product Fc epsilon receptor IgFc epsilon receptor Ig (gene fcer1g). NCBI's taxonomy places the organism in Eukaryota, Metazoa, Chordata, Actinopteri, Perciformes, Liparidae. Gene Ontology annotation, biological process: cell surface receptor signaling pathway. Gene Ontology annotation, molecular function: IgE receptor activity. Bases 130 to 417 code for a protein of 95 amino acids. The transcript has 5 exons. The record is from RefSeq and is a predicted model, not a curated record. Gene Ontology annotation, cellular component: Fc-epsilon receptor I complex.
UGUUCACUAGAACGCACAGCAGCACACACACACACACACACACACACACACACACACACACGCCACCCAGAAGUCGCCGUGCUCGCCGCGUGCCGGGCACUUCACCGGAGCACAGCCGUCCGCGUUACCAUGACGACGUCGGGCAGGAGCCCGUUACUGGCGGUGAUUUGUCUGUGGAUGAGUUUUGGGAGAGCGUCCGCUUCUCUCACGGAGCCACAGGUCUGCUACGUGCUGGAUGGGAUCCUGUUCCUGUACGGCAUCAUCCUCACGGCUCUCUACUGCAGAAUCAAGAUCCGCAAUGCUAAGGAGGCUGCAGCGGAGAAAACAAAGGGCAAGAAGAAUCUUGAAGAGGGCGUCUACACGGGGUUGACUCCUCGUUCCCAGGACACUUAUGAAACUAUCGGCAUGAAAAAGUGACUCGUGAACGAAAGUCCACGAAGUGCACGUACCAGUGUUAGUUCCCCUUUUGCUUUUUGUAGAACGAGUGGUAAGUUAGGAGGGACGACACGGAAAUGGGGAAGUUGAGCCCUCAGAAAUGCAUACCGUUGUUCUAAGUUUUUCUUAUUCCAUUUUUUAAUAUUUUUUACAGCUCUGUUGCACAUAUUUAAUUGUGAAAACAGAGAUGCUUCAGUCACAUCUUGUAUCGUCAUUCAUAUAAACACACAAUUAAAUGUGGCGGAUGGAGUUUUUAUGUCCGGCGUUAGACAUGCCAACUAACUUCCUAACUUUAUUUGAAAGAUAUUAAAAGUAUUCUACUUGUGUGCAAGACGGUAGAAGAUGAAUUACAGAGAUACUGAGCAAUGUUUCCUACACACCACAGGAUGGCAGUGAUAGUGUCCUCACCUGUUCACACACCCCCACCCACACACACAAACACACACACACACACGGGAGUCUGAAAGAAAUCAAGAAUAACAUGCAGUGUAAAGAUUGCAAUGUAAACUGCUGCCUGUAGGAUGCAUAGAGCUGUUAUACAUAUGGAAAACCUAUUAAAUGUUCAACUUGCUUAUUAAGUAACUUUGUCUCUCUUUGAAUUUCCAUGUUAAAUUAAAGAAAACCUGAAUACAUUAUGUUUAUAUCAGUGGAGGUAGACCUCUGGUCGUCAUAAAAUAAGCUGACAGUGGUUUAGUAGAUUAGAUCUGUUAAAAAGUGUUUACGAUGUCACAAAUAAAGGAGAAAAGGAUUGAUGCGCAUGAUGAACUUUAUGAGGGGUUCUAGAUGAUUAAGUCAGGAUAUUAAAUGGCCCCGGGGCAGAUUUCUGUUUAUUCCCAUGAUUUGAAUUAUGAAAAUCCUUCAAAGUGUCUCAACCGUGCUCACCCGAAUGUGUGUAAUGAUCCCAAUUCAACAUUAAAACAUUACUUUUCCUCUUA